Messenger RNA from Colletotrichum graminicola M1.001, 399 nucleotides. Its product is annotated as CVNH domain-containing protein. The transcript is spliced from 3 exons. The record is from RefSeq and is a predicted model, not a curated record. The coding region runs from base 1 to 399 and encodes 132 amino acids. NCBI's taxonomy places the organism in Eukaryota, Fungi, Ascomycota, Sordariomycetes, Glomerellales, Glomerellaceae.
AUGAAGGCUCCGACAGUUCUCCUUGCUCUUCUCGCCACCGGGGUCGCCGCUGGGGACUUCAGUCGGAGCUGCACGGAUGAGCACAUCGAUCCCUCAACCGAGAUUCUGACCGCAAACUGCAACACGGGUGACGGAAAGGGAACCGUGGCAUCGACUUCUCUCGACCUCAACAGCUGCUUUGCGUAUGAGGGAAAUUCGAUCAAGUGGUCCAGCACAGGAAACUUCGGCGAGGCGUGCAGUGAUUGCUACGUCUACCGUCUGCCCGACCCCGUGUAUGGCCCGAUCUUCGGAACCACCCGAGCAUGGAUGAACUGCACAUGCAACGGGGCAGAGGCUGCCAUCAACCUAGACAUCACGUCAAUGUCAAACAGUUUCGGAACUUUGAGCUGCACUUCAUGA